CUAAGACAACAAAAGGUUACCGAGUGCAAGGUUUUUUUUGUCUUAUACUCAUCAGACUCGAUGUGAUCAUAGAACUGCCUUUAGAGAAUCCACUUCUCGUUAUUUCAAACCACCUUUCCCCUUCGAAUCGAUUCUCCGUACGCAUUCCCAUAAUUUGACACUGUCUACCAUGGGUCCCGAAGAAAAGCACGUGAGCAAGCGAGGGUGCCUUAAGUCCAAGUGGGCUCGAAUUCUCUUGGCCGUAAUCGUUUUCAUUGUCCUUUGUGCUGCUAUCAUCCCAGCUGUUGUCGUCACCACUCUGCGCAAGAAUAACAGCAUGGGUCCUCAAUCCAAAGUAUUCGUCCCACUUUACGUCUACCCUGCUCCGGGAGCGUGGACUCCGUUGGAAAAUGUGGUCGCUGCCUAUCCAGAUGUCAAUUUUACCGUCGUAAUCAACCCAGGAAACGGCCCCGGGCCAAACUCGUUGCCCGAUGCGAAUUAUACUCGUGAAGUACCUAUUCUCGCAUCGUACACAAAUGUCCGUCUUUUGGGCUAUGUCCACACUUCAUAUGCCCAGCGCAACAUAUCCUUAGUGCGCAAGGAUAUAGAGACAUAUGCCGCGUGGCCGACCAACUCGUCCAACCCGGAUUUGGCCGUUCGGGGUAUAUUUUUCGAUGAAGCACCCCAGCAAUACAGUGUCCAAUCCCUCAAUUAUUUACAGAAUCUGACGGACCUGGUCAAGGAGCUGAACGGAUUUGGCACCAAUGGCUUUGUGGUGCACAACCCUGGAGCCGUCCCAGACUCUCGUUACUUGGCAUCGGCCGAUUCAACUGUAGUCUUCGAAGGGACAUACAGUAGCUUCCAAGAGCGACAGGGAGCUAAGCUGUUCACGGCUAUUCCCGACAGCAACCGUACCCAGUUGUGCGCUGUUAUCCACUCGGUACCUGAUACCGAAGAGGGUCCUAAACUACGCAGUUUGGUGAAAGAUGCCCGUAAGGUGGUCGAUGAACUUUACAUCACCCAUCUUAGCAUCGAUUACUAUGCUAGCUUUGGGUCCAAGUGGACCGAGUUUGUUGAUCUAAUGGCAGAUUGAGGCUCACACUGUGGUGACGUUUGAACCCCCCCCUCCCCUGUAAUGAGGUAUCAUAUAUUCUGCAUUCUCAUUUUGCUUGUAUGCAAGCUAGAAUUGUUUUAAGAGAAACUGCCCUUCCAUAGGCUUUGCGAGCUAUUGCCCGCCACGAUCAAGAAAUCUCACCGCCCCUUCUCAUUAUCUUCCAAGUCUACAGAACCGAGGAUGCAGGCAAUUAGAAUCCGAGAGUGAGAGGCCAAAGCUCUAUGAAAAUCAAAC
Molecule: messenger RNA, 1327 nt
Organism: Penicillium brasilianum
Lineage: Eukaryota; Fungi; Ascomycota; Eurotiomycetes; Eurotiales; Aspergillaceae
Source: the annotation of a GenBank genome assembly